Messenger RNA from Cuculus canorus (common cuckoo), 5509 nucleotides. RefSeq names its product RNA polymerase II-associated protein 1-like. Lineage: Eukaryota; Metazoa; Chordata; Aves; Cuculiformes; Cuculidae. The record is from RefSeq and is a predicted model, not a curated record. Gene Ontology annotation, biological process: transcription by RNA polymerase II. Gene Ontology annotation, cellular component: nucleus.
AUGCACAGAAAAGGUCAAGUGAAGAUUGAAUCUGGUAGGAAAAGCAUUUUUUACAAGAUGGCAGUGAGAAGAGCUGCUGAAAAGGCACCAACAGCUCCUUCUGCUGCUGAGUGCGUGCAAAUAAGAUCAGCUGCUCCGGAUGCCCUGGACGCUAAGGGAGCAACAGGAGAGGUGCCUGUUCCCAGCAUUAAGGAUGAUAAUACUGAUGACUUUUUGACCUCUCAGCGGCCUUAUUUCAUAACGGGAGAUCUUGGAAGCCAAAAGAAUGAGCAAGAAGCUCAAACUAUUAGCAAAGAGAGCUUGAAGAAGCUGUGGUCCAUGUCCGAGGGAGAGAUCCUGCAGGAACAGGAAAGGCUUCUGGCUCAGCUGGAUUCCAGUUUAGUUGCUUUCUCAACGUCACUAUGUAAUGGUAAUGAAGGCCAGAAAAAGGAAUUAAAAAUGGAACAGAGCAGACUGGAGGAGUCUGAAGCUCUGUGUGGUGUAGGAUCAUCUCUUUCCAUGCAGGAAUUUGGUCAGGAAGAAUCUGUCAGGAAGGAAGAAAAUAUGAAGGUAGAAAGCUCAGAAAUAUAUUGUUUGGACUCCCUCAUAGUACUGAGGGAUGACUGCAUUCCUACUUGUCCCAACAAUGAAGAGGAAGAAUUAAAUGGAACAGAGAACACUCGAGAUAAAAAAUUAAAGGCUAAAAAUGAGCUAGAUCCAGAUGUGGCCUGAUAUGAUGUUGUAAAGGGACUUUUGAAGACAUGGAUCCAGCACUAGCUGAGGUACAUCCUGGAGGUGGUAUGACUUGUUCCAACAUUAGUCCUGGAUAUAUUGCACAUCCUCAUCCACAUAGUAAGGUACUUCUCUGAAGUAUACAGCCAGGUAAAUCUCUCAUUGUACAGGAGCUCUGGAAUGCUAGAGAAAGGGUUGAAAAAGGGAAGAAAGAAGUAGGUAAAUUCACAGCAAGGAGGUUAGACAAACUAAUGUGUUUUGCAUGUCUUCUGUGUGUCUAUAUAAUUGCAUGCUUAGUUAUUUGUGCUGCCUGCUAUUUCUCUGCGGCUGCUUGACUGUCCUUGGUUGAUUGAGACCAUUGUCAUGGAAUUUCUUCCUACUCAGUAGGAUCCCCAAGCAGCUGAAGCAGUGUGUUCACUUGCCAGCAUCCAUGGAGUUACUUGUGCCAGCGCUAUGAAGUCCACCAGAGUGUUGGCAUCUGGAGAGUCAAAUGCAACAGCCAGGCUGACCUUGAAAAAGCACCUACUUUUCUACAGACUGCUGAAUGCAGAGAGCCCUUUGGGAUUUGACUUUUAUGAGCGGCUCCCUGCUGGGCAACUGAAGUGCCUGCAGAUGGUGACACACAGAGAAAAUAAGGAGAAUGCACCAGCACUAGCUUUUGUAGCAAACACUUGUGCAAGAAGAGAGCCAAGGGGAAGAAAGGAAGAGCUCAGUUUAUGCCUCACUGAUGGAACUACAUGCACUUCAGUUUCAGUGUCUUAUGAGGAAACUCUUGGCAUCUUUGCAAAGUGAAGCACUAAUAGAAUGCUCCCAGUCCUGCAGAACAAUACACAUCUUCUCAAUAUAUCACAAUAUGUGUGUGUAGCCUCUCUAUGAUGAAUGGUGGAACAUUUUCCUCCAUUCUCUUUCAUGUGAUUCUGCUUCUCUGUGGAGAGGGUGGGAAUGUGUCUGAGAGGCACUGGACUGUUGAGGAGAGGGUGAGAAUGUGUCUGAGAGGCACUGGACUGUUGAAUAAACUGAAGGAAGUGGAAAAGCUGUGUUGUUCAGUCAGCCUGGAGACUGUGAGUUCUCAAGGUUUCUAUUCUGACUAGAUGGCGGGAGUUCAGCAGUUGCCUUUGAAGAGCAACGGAUAGUAAAGUUUAAGGAUUCCCAUUUGCCCAUGUAAGAGCAGCCUUCAUCAAGGAGUUUGUCUCUUGCCUUUGAGACUUCCAGUUAUAAAGACUCUUCCAGUCCUUUGUACAACGCAAAAGUUGAGGUGAUGAGAGAAGAGACAGGUUUCACUUAUUUUGUGAACUCUCGGAAGAAUCAGGCUUUUUUUUUCCUGAUUCUCAAAAGCCCCUUUCAUUCCCGGAUGUUCCUCAAGACAUCAGCGUAUGUCCUGCAAGAUACCUACAUCUUUGACAUGAAAUCCUGAUGCAAACAUCAGCAAUGGAGGGAAAGAAGGUAAAAGAUCCCAAAUCGUUCUGCAGGUGCACUUGUGAGCAGGACAUUCUAAGGAUGCUGCCUGGGAGCCAUAAGCUUUCAAAACUUGAGAUGACACAGCAGUCCUAACUAAGUUUGAAUGUCUUUAAGGAUUCGGGCAGCCUUGUACAGAUUUCUCUGCAGAACACUAGAGGGCAUUGCUUUACCUAGUUUAAAUGCAAACAUUCUCAGCUUCGAUGCAAUCGACACUUAAAAAACCCCAAAGCCCAAACCAAGAAACCUGGUUUGAAUUUUCUGCACUUUUUAAAUUUUUUGUAUAUACUUUUGGAGAAAGAGUGGAGAAUUAAAUAAUUUUAUAUGUAAUUGGUAGCUAAGAAUCAUUCGGUGCUUUGCUAGCAGGAGCAUUUUGGAAAAAUCUUGGUAAAGUGAAUGGAAGCUUAAACUGAAUGCAGUUUAAGAGAAACAGGACCAAAGUGUGCUGAUUCUGUUAAUCCAUUUUAAUCCCGGUCAGAGUGAGUAGUUGAAAAUUAAAAUUGUCCCCCAAAUUUAUGUGACUUCUUAACACCUUAUCAAAAGUUUAAGAUUUCUUUGAAUAGAAAAUAAUUAUGCUGAAAAUAAGAACCGCAAAUAGGUUUCUAAGGUUCAAAUGCUUCUAACUCAGAACAGCAUAUGGUUGUGGAGACAAUAACCCAAACAACCACCAAAUAAAAAUGUCUCAACAGAUGCCAUCUUCUAAUUCUUAGAAAGAAAAAAAGAUAGCUUCUGAUUUUGUAGCUAGAAAAUGCUUGGUUUCAUCCAAGUGACUGAUAUUAUCCCAUGUAGGAACAGUGGGAAUCUGUAUUGUGACGAAUUCAGCAGGGGUUGAGCUGGAAAACAGCAAUAAUGUGGUUUUAAAAACAAACACUUGAUUGGACUGGAAAUGAGUUGAAGAUAAUUGUAGUAUUGCUGUUGAGUUGGCAGACAAGAUAGUGGGACUGUCACAGCUUUGCAUCCCAUGACUUAAAUGCUAGCAAUAUUCUGCAUUCUGCUGAAUCUUUAUUUGCAUUUUGAAAGGGGAGAGAAUCUUCCCAUCAACUUGAUAGAAUGUCCUCUUCCUAAAAGAAACGGAGCUGACCUGUGAUUCUUGGACUGUGUGAGUGAUUUGAGUUCCCUGCAUUUAGGAUCCUUGUGUGGUGACUUAGCCCACUUCACUGAGCAAUGGCAAUUCCCAAAGAAGAUAUAGGCAACUCAGUGGCUGUACUACACACAGGAGUAGGACAAAGCCUGAAUGAAGAACUCAAAACAGGACUGAAACCCCACCAUGUGGAAGCUUUUGAACAGAAAAGUACACAUGGAGCAUUAUACGAUUAAAGCGCUUGCACGCCACUGUAUUUAUUGACUACUUGAGUUUGAGAAUGGAAUUUAAUAAUCCAUUUCUAGACUAAUGCAUUCACUUGCUAAUAAUAUCAGGCAAAUGCUGAACACCUUUUACUGAUGAAGUCAUGGACAGAUACAACAAGCUAUAAUAUGUGAGUAUAUAAAUAUGCUAUGGGUCAGACAAAAGCAUUUCUUUUCUUGUCAGACAGAAAGUAGAGUAGAAAGGCAUGUUAAUUCUCACUUUUGCUCCUUCCUAGUUUUGCAAAGUUCUCCUUGGUAAUCUUUCAUCAAUGAAGUGGUGCCGCCUCCAGCUGAUAAUCAAGUCUGGGGUAAAACAUGUUUUCUUUAAGCUUACAGAAGCUUGUAUAUGCUCUAUUCACAAAGUUGACCCUCUGAUAUCCCUUUUAAAAAUAAUUUUAUGGUAAUUUACUGGCCUUUGCCCUUGUUUUUAAAAACUAGUCCUUCUAUUUGUUCCUCUUAGAAUGGAGAAUGCACUGUGAAGGUCUGCUGAUGUUUUGCAUGAUAAGCAGCAUUUGUAUGCACAAGUAAAAUGGCCACCAUGCGGCAUUCCCCUCCAUCCCGUUUUUUGUGAUAAUCUUGAGUCUCAAAUAAUCUGUUGCAAAAAUGCUGCAUGUGAAUUUCUAGCCAGGCCCAUCCCAAAGAGCAAAAGAAGAUCUUGAAGAGACCAAAUUCUCACACUGCAACUUCAUUUGGGUCAAAAGGAGCAGAUACUGCACCGGCAGUGUUGUGGGUGCCCAAGGAAUGAGCUGUGCCAAGUCCUUCCAUCUAUGUAUUAUGAAGUUUUAUGUAUCCCUAAGAGGACACUGCCACACAUCAUCUGUGCCUUUAGAAGCUUCAUUUCAGCAUUAGCAGAGGAGGUGAAAUUGAAGUCAGAAGAUCUUAAUUUCAGAAAGAGAUGAAUUUCUUCAGAGACAAAAGACUUUUCUCUCUCAAGGCACCAGUAUAUACCCUUGACUUGAUUUGGAAGCUAUUUAGGAUGCUGUAGUCAUUUGGUUGACUGGCAGUCUGAAUAACCUCAUCACUGACGUGCCCAUGAACAGCAGAUUGUGAGCUGGUCACACCACACUGGUUGACUCAUGGACUCUGAAGGUCAAAUGCAACAGUCUUGUUUGAGUGACUUUGUUGGCACCAGCAGUGAAAUGGGAUGCAUGAGCUCAUAGUGAAAUGCAGGAGCAAAUCAGUCCUUUCCAAAGAGUCAUACAAUCAGAAAACUUGGAGUGAUGGAAAUGAGCAACACCCGUGAUCAACAUUCUCCAGAAGAAGACCAAGGAAACGGGUCGAAUGUUGUUUCUCAUAGUGAAUAAAUUGUUUUUGUUGUUCUGCAGGACAAAGAUCAGGCCGCUGCUAUUUAUUUUUAAUGUUUGCACUACUGGAUGGAAAAGUACAGUUAUCUAUCAGGACAAAGAUCUUCUAGAAGUUGAUAUAUAGAGUUACAUUAACUAGGAAGAACAUUUUUUGGCAGUGGACCAAGAUACAACAAGCCUUUAAUGCCUGCCAAAAUGCUUUGAUUGAGCACGCACAAUUAUACACUCCGGGUAAGGAUAUCGUUUUGAAUUAGAAGUAGCAAUUAUAGCCAAUAUAGUCUGGUGGCAUAUGACUGAGCCAAAAAAUCAGAAAGAACCUCUAGGAUUUUGGACCAAGGCAUUACAAGGCUCCACUACACAUCAUACCCCAACUUCUGCUCUUAUUUUACAUCUUUUAUAGAUAUCGGAUUCUCGGGUUCUUGUACUUCAGGCAUCUUUGACGAAUACCUGUGCCUCUUCUAGGGGAAACAGUACUGGAACUGUGUUGGUGAUGUCACAAACCCAACAUCAGAAUAUGAAAAAGUGCAAAUUAUAGCUCUCCAGUGUAAGGGCAAUUACACCACAUCAGGUUAUCAAACCCAGAGCUGAAGAGCCGAAGCAACAUGUAUGUACUACUGGAAGGAUUGCUGCACUCCUGUGCAGCACUACAGGCUUGGGGAAGUGUGUCUGGAAAGCUGCCUGGCAGAGUAGGACCU